Spinacia oleracea (spinach) is the source of this 2224-nucleotide messenger RNA. RefSeq names its product pollen-specific leucine-rich repeat extensin-like protein 1. The coding region runs from base 1001 to 2224 and encodes 407 amino acids. The transcript has 2 exons. The record is from RefSeq and is a predicted model, not a curated record. Lineage: Eukaryota; Viridiplantae; Streptophyta; Magnoliopsida; Caryophyllales; Amaranthaceae.
GCCCCAUUUCUGCAAUGGGCUUCCUGACAUUGAAACAGUGCUAAUGACAAGGAACGUAAUCGGAAAUUCUUUACAAGUAAAAAUAUUUUGAUGCAUCGCCCUUUCCAUUAAAUCACCUUCAUAUUCUCAAUAGCCUCACAUAACAAAAGUCCGAAAUGUAAAGUUGUACGGGAUUAUGACUGUAUGAGUACUCCGUAAUCAAAUUUUCGCAAAAAUGGGGAAGAUCACGAACAAGGUGGGGAAACUAUGGCGGAAGAUGAAGAUGGAGAAGAAGAAGAAAGACGGAGAUUCAGAUCAAAAUGCGCGACUUUCUUACCCUAGGUUGUCGCCUGAGUGGUGCGGUUUAACGGUCUUCACCUCGGAUGAAUUGUCUAAGAUGACCAAGGGUUUUAGUGCCCAUAAUUUGUUGGGGCAUUUCAAGUUUGGGGAUCUUUACAGGGGUGAUGAUGAUGAUGACAAGGUGCUAACUAUCAAAAUUUGGAGGUUCGAUAAUGGUGAUUGGGCUACGAGGAACAAAUUUAUCUGUGCGCUUAAGGUAAAAUGACCCCGAGGUUUUAAAAAACGCACCAAAUACCCUCGCCUGUUUCGAUUCACAUAAUAUACCCCUAUUUAUCCGUACUGUUCAUGACAUGCACCUGUCAGCUAACGCCGUUAGUCUGCCGUUAGUGGUGUUUUACUUAUUUGCCCUUAAUUUUGGUUUAGCGCCAUUGACUUCCUUCACUUUCACAGAAAGACCAAAAAAAAAAAAAACUGUUCAAAAUUUUCUCUUUCUCUCUCCUCUCCCCUGUUCUUCUUCAAGCUCUAAUCCUACUCAAACCCUAGAAAUUCUGGGUAGAUCUUCAAUAUUUUUGUGAAUUUUGCUGCGCACCUUAAAGGCGAGUUCGUGGGUUGUGAUUUUGCUUCAAUCGCGACAAAAAAGGGAGAAACUUGAGGCGAUUUCCAGCUGAGUUAGUGUUGAAGAGGAAACGGGAAUUUUAAAGUUGGUUAGUCUACUUCCAGGAUGAGUGCUAUUUGGUUGUUACUACGUUAUGGGUCACAUAGUUUUGAUAUUAGAGUGGGAGACAUGGAAAAAUAUCGUUUGUUGAAGUUGUUUCUUGAUAUCUUUGAGGAAUCAGUUAAGCAAGAUGUUUUUUUGCCUAGUACCUUUAGCUUGUAUGUUGAGGGUCCUUGUGGUAAGGUUGAAUUGAAUGAUGAUAAGACUUUAAGGCUUCUGUGGGGAUGGAAUUGGGGUAAAGACACUGCUGAAAUUUGGGUUGAGGGAACAGAUAAACCAGGAUUGGUGUUUAGGAAUGCUGUUGCAAUAAUUGAGAAUCAUAGAAAGGAAAAAGAGAGACAACUUAAGGAGAGACAAGAGGAACUGUUGAGGGCUCAAAGAGAGGAGGAAGAGGCAAUGAGGAAACAACAGGAAAGGGAGGACAUUUUGAGGGAAAUACAGGAACAAAUGGAGUACACUGUGGCUAUGGAGGUCCCUGUUGUUGAUUGUGAGGACAUGAAGGUUGAGUAUGUGAGAGUCAUUAGCAAAGAUGAUGCUGAUGAGGUGUUUCCAGGUUGCUCUCAACCACAACAAACACAAGAAUCCCCAAAGAAACAACCCACCCCACCCAAACACGCAAAUCAUGUUGCUUCUAAGUCAAAAGGCAAGGAUAAGCCUGCUUCUAAGAAACUAACCCCCAAAAGGAGGGCAUCAGCUAAACAACCCACCCCACAGAAACAACCCACCCCACCUAAACAACCCACCAAACAACCUACACCACCACCCCCACCACCCCCACCACAGAAAGAACCCACCCAACCAAAACAACAACAACACACACCACCACCAGAAUAUCCCACCUCUCCACCACAACAACAACAACACACACCACCACCAGAACAUCCCACCUCUCCACCACAACAUCACACCCCUCCACCACCACCACAAAAUCCCACUCCACCACAGAACAACCAAACUGAUGAGCCUAACAAUCAAGCACCACCUGAUCAAGCUCAGCCAGUGAAAAAGAAGGGGGGCAGAGCUAGACCUGAGGGGUUUAGGGUUAACAAAGUCACUGCUAAGAAGGCUGGAACUUGGGUUUCCAAGGGAAAGGGAAAAGGGAGAAAGGGUACAGGAAGGUCUAAGACACCAGGGGUUUUUGCUGAUGUUGGUGAGAUAUGUUCAGAAGAGGAGAGUGAGGAUUCUGAUUAUGAGGAAUCAGAUUCUGAACAAGAGGAUGUUCUGAAUUGA